GAGAGCAGAAGGCGUAGCUACUUCAAAGGGGGGGUCGAAGUGGGGCACAAGGAGAGGAGCGAGGAGGGUCCGGAGGUAACGAGGAGGGAGGGGACGUGUUGUAGGUCCCUGACAUGAAUGGACUAUGUUCGCUAAAGGAAUCGUAACUCUCCCGGUUUCAAUUCUCCUGCUUCAUCUCCCGGUUUUCCCGCUAACGGACAGCUGGCCCGUUGAGGACAGAAGUGAAGUAAGGGUGGGGCAGCAUGACGGCCAUCUACGACCACAUGGAAGUCAAAAUGGGAAACAGACCGGCAAAAAGGAGGUGUUUCAGUGGUGGGGGGAGUGGUCUACGUGGUCCUCCUGUUCCAGGAGCUGUGGAGGAGGAGUGAGGAGCCAGGAGAGACACUGUCUCAUGCAGAGGUGUCCCAGCACCAGUGUUAGCUUCAAGCAGCACCAGUGUUCCCAGUUCAACUCUAAAGCCUUUGGAAGGAGAUACUAUCAGUGGAUACCUCUGUACCCAGCCGAUUACAUCAGCAUCUCCAACAGACCAUGUGACCUGCAGUGUACCACCAUCAGUGGUGAGCGACAGCUGCUGGUUCCUGCCCACGAUGGCACCUCCUGUCGGGAUACUAAAAACCAUGGCGUGUGUAUCGAGGGGAUGUGUCAGACGUCGACGCGUGGUGUGAUGCAGUACCAGUGCAUUACAAUCAUACUUAGAUGGGUCAGCCUUCCCCAGAGAUCUGUCCUCACCAGACUGAGUCCUCGUAUUCACAGAGAUGUGUUCCUGCUCAUAAACUCUGGGAGUGUGUUUUCUUUACAAUUGUGUUGCAGUUCAGUGACAAGUUUGUUUUUGUCAUCAGGUUAUGUGUUUAUCACCAACAUCCCAGCUGGAGCUUCAGACAUUCAGAUCAUAGAGAGGCACAAGACGGAGAACAUCCUGGGUGAGAACGUACAGCUUCUUCUGCAGGAAGAAGAGGAAGUGGUGUGGGAGAUCCAGACCGCCAGACCAGCACCAGUGGACAUUAUGGUCUACAGACCUGCUGAUGUCAUCACUCGUGUGUUUAGUCACAAUGAUGUGGAGGAACAGGGACCUCCAGCACCAUCUGGCUACAAAAGCUCUUCCAACUCCUCCAACGAGCAAUCGACUGAAGACGACAACACGCUACUGCUCACCUUCCCAGGUGAUCAGAGGGUUCGUCCUGCAGCAGAAGAUGCUGCCUACCUGCUGCUGGAGGGGACGCAGACAAACACAUACUCAGCCACUGAGCAGCGGUCAGUUGCUGCUGCAGACACAAGCUCACAGAUGCACAGGGACAUUGUCAUGGACUCUGUGGCCUCAGAAACAGUCGGUGGUCGUCACACCGCCGUCCUGGUAGAGCUGCAGCAGGCGUCAGAGGUGCAGGCAGCCAACACGGAGAGCAACAACUUUGAUGUGGAGCCACAUGUUAGUCUGGGAGACCUGUAUAGCUGGAAGGUGUCUGCGUAUGCUCCAUGCAGUUCCACCUGUACAACAGGUAUCACCAGCACAUAUGCCCUGUGCGUCCGGUAUGAUGGCACUGAAGUUGACGACCGUUACUGUGACUCUCUGACCCGACCGGAGCCCACACAGGAGUUCUGCAUUGGAAAGCAAUGUCCUCCACGAUGGGAGACGAGUGGUUGGAGCGCGUGCUCUCGGACGUGUGGCGAGGGCGUGCAGUAUCGUAUCGUGCGUUGCUGGAAGAUGCUGUCUCCCGGGUUCGACUCCUCUGUCUACGAUUCGCUCUGUCUGUCACAUGAUCUCCACAAACCAGCCAAUAGGAAGGUGUGCCACGGACAGAGCUGUGGACCCCAGUGGGAGGUGUCGGGGUGGUCGGAGUGCUCAGCACGCUGUGGCUCUCGCGGCAUCCGCACUCGAGAGGUUCGUUGCUCUGUGGAAAGGAAACUGUGUAACGAGACCUCUCGGCCAAUAGAGAGCCAGGAAUGUGACGGCCCACCCUGUGACAGACGAUGGAGCGUUUCUGAUUGGGGACCCUGCUCAGGAGAGUGCGGCGAGGGCAGGAUGGUGCGUUCUGUGACCUGCCGUUCGUCAGGCGGACUUGUGAUGUCAGACGGGCAGUGUGACCAGCCGUUACGCCCGUUGGCCAUCUAUCCCUGCGGUGACAGAGAC
Molecule: messenger RNA, 2125 nt
Organism: Neolamprologus brichardi
Lineage: Eukaryota; Metazoa; Chordata; Actinopteri; Cichliformes; Cichlidae
Source: RefSeq, a predicted model, not a curated record